Molecule: messenger RNA, 3027 nt
Organism: Parnassius apollo (apollo)
Lineage: Eukaryota; Metazoa; Arthropoda; Insecta; Lepidoptera; Papilionidae
Source: the annotation of a GenBank genome assembly
AUGCAGCGAGCAGGCGCCGGGCGAGCGGCGCGGGCGCUGCUGGUGCUGCUGGCGCUGGGUGCGCGCGGCGCGGCCGGCGGGUGCGGCGUGGCGGAGUUCGCGUGUCGCGGCGGCGCCUGCGUGCGCCUGGACGCUUACUGUGAUGGCGAGCCGCAGUGCGCGGACGGCAGCGACGAGCCACCCGGCUGCAGCGUCUGCAACCGCACGUACUACGGCCGCGCCGGCGUGGCGUACGGCGUCAUGCUGCGUGGCGCGCCGCGAGCGCCCUUCCUGUGCCACCUCACGUUCACGGCGGGCGGUGGCGCGCACGGUGACCUCGUGCAGCUCGCUUUCGACGAGUUCCGCGUGGGACGCUACGAGGCGGGUGCGCUGGAUGGCUGCCCCGACGGCUACAUGCAGCUGUCGGAGCUAGGCCGCCCCUUCACCGGCGGAUCGUGGUGCGGCUCGGCGGACGGCGCCGCGCUCUACUACAGCGAGACGGCGACCGUUACCGUUUCAGUUAAACUGUUCCGUGCACGGCUCGGAGAACCGUUCGGCUUCCGCCUUCGCUACAAGUUCCUAGCGCAACGUGAUGCAAUAGUCAGGUUUGGUGCAGUGGGGGCGCCCCUGGAGCGAGGUGCUGUGGCUCCCGGCACUUACUGCACCCGUACUUACGAGGAAUGUCACCGUAAACGUUGCCGCCUACAGAGCCCAAACUACCCCGGCAUGUAUCCGCGGAACGUUACCUGUUACUGGAGUUUGCGUCAAAAGGACAUUCCUACGUGUAAGCAUGCAAUGAUAUCCGUGCGCCAAGAGCACUCGCAUAAAAUGCAAAUUAAGCGUUCUAUAUCUAUGGCAAGUUUAAACAAGACGGGUCGUGUAGUGAGAGCCUGGCGGGAGUGCACAGGAGAACGCGAUCGUCUUAUAUUCUAUGACGGCGCAUCGACUGACGACCCCGUGUUGAUCGAAUACUGCGGUGGAGAUUGGCUGCCACGCGUUACGUCACGGGGUCCUGAAAUGCUGGUCGCCUUUCAUUCAUCACCUUUCAGUGCUCCGCCCCGUCCCGCUGCACCUGCCGCACCGUUACGUGGCUUCGAACUCGAUGUCGACGUUGUUUUUGCUGAUUCUGAUUCACUCGACUAUGCUCGAGAAGCGAGACGUUGCGAGUUUCAUGUAAAAGCUUCAUCAUCCGAGGAAGAAACGAACAUGACUACAACAGGUGGGCGAGGUCGUCGCGGCCGUCUUCAUGCCCCCACCCAUACGCUACCACCAAAUACAACAUGCACUUGGACAUUUCAUGGACGCCCAGGGGAUCUCGUUUGGAUUUACUUCUCGAGUUUCACACAUUACUCGUUAGUCGAACAAAAGAGAGUUGAGAGUGGUGAGCGAGACGAAGAGAUAAACGCUACACCGUCGCCACAUCCAGCACUGCAAGCCCUCGGCGCACGAAUGGGCGCGUGCGCCGUGGAGCUGCGCCUGUGGGACGGCGGCGGGGAGGGUGAGGCUGGCGCGCGCGCACUGGGCCGCUACUGCGACGCCGCGCCCGCGCUGUGCGCGCGCGCCGCUCUCGCCAACGCUACGCGCUCGCCGCGCCCCUGCGCUCCCCCCGACGGCUACGUCUCGGAGGCACCGCUACUUGCACUGGCGGCGACGUCCUUGCCGGGCACGGCCACCCAUCCGCUCACAUUCUCUUUGCAUUAUGAAUUCGUAGAUGCUCGGUUAGAAGGUACACUCCUACCUAUCACUGAAGCGGGUCGGAUGCGUGUCGAGCCACCGGAGUGCUCGAGGCGCCUUACGACUCCGGGAGUUUUCGCAUCGCCUCGGAAUGCACUCUGGUUUGGACGCGGAGGAGCGCGACGACUUCGGUGUCUCUAUCGGAUACAAACUGACGGUGGGCGGGUGGAAUUAAAACUUCAUGCGGCUUCUUUCGGGAGAUCGCCACGCUGUACUACUCGAGCAGAUCCCCUAACAGGACAACUGGUAUGUACUCCGGAGCAGCCGGAGGUAGGGGAAAUGCGACCAAGUGAGACUCCUUUAAUUGAAGAUGAGGACGAUGAGUUUCUACGAAUACCCUAUUUACGUAUAUAUGAAUCACCUUGGCCGGGUUAUCGCGUUCCAGUUGCGUGUAUAUGUGAUAACGCCAGUGCACCGCUGACUUUAACCUCAGGAGGACCAGCCUUGGAGCUGGAACUGACUGCUGUAACUCUUUUGGCUGCUGAAGACCAUCGCCAUGUUCACUUUCACGGCGAGUGGAUCCGAACGUCAGCGCCACCAUGUGCAAGUCGUCUUCGCUUGCAACCGCCCGGUGGCAGCGUACAUCUAGUUUAUCCAUAUAGCGGAAAUAUGAUGUCAGAAUGCGGUGAGGCACCGUUUUUGUUGGAAGCGCAUGGAAACCGGUCAGUUUUUCUGCGCGUGUGGGGCGAGGAGCUGGCGAUGGACGCGGCCACGGAGCCGCACUGCGUUACCUCCAACCGCGUGCUUGUGUACGACGCGUACACCGCGAGGUUACUUAAAGCAGUAUGUCCCGGCGAGGAGGAGAGUCGCACCGUGCAGGUGUUUACAGAGGAGUGGUGGUCACGUGGCGGUGGGCGGGCGGCGCGCGCGGCGCUGCUCGUGGUGUGGGCGGCGCGAGAGCCCGGCCGCGCUCAAUUCUCCUGGAUGGAGGUGUGGCGCGAGGCGGGGGCGGUGGGCGGGGCGGGGGCGACGGGCAACGGCAGCGCGUGCCGGCACGAGUGCGCGGCGCUGGGCGCCUGCAUGCCGGGCGCGCUGUGGUGCGACGGGCGUGCCGACUGCCCGGGCGGCGGCGACGAGCGCGGCGCGUGCGGCGCGGGUGCACGCCUGCUGGCGGCGCUAGCUGCGCCGGCAGCAGCGGGCGCGGCGGUGGCGGCGGCCGGAGCGGCAUUGCUGCUGCUAGCCGCGCUGGCGCUGCGCCGCCGCGCCCGAGCCCGCACGCGUGACAAGCGGCUGUUCGGGGGCCCGCCCGCCCGCCGCCUCACCGACGAGCUGCUGUUCGACGCGUCGCGUGCCUCCUCUACCACCUCGUCCUGA